Closterium sp. Naga37s-1 is the source of this 1347-nucleotide messenger RNA. Lineage: Eukaryota; Viridiplantae; Streptophyta; Zygnematophyceae; Desmidiales; Closteriaceae. The record is from the annotation of a GenBank genome assembly.
AUGUGUAUUAGGCAGCUCUCGCUGCUCCUUCCCCUCACAGUUGCACUCAUCGCCACUCCCGUUUGCUCGACAGCUGGCACUCCGCGGCGGCAGUUGCGGAAGGCGCAGCCAGCAGUGACACCAAACGCCACGCUCGUCCUGCUUGCGAACAACACGUUCGGCGCUAAAUGCCUCGACGGAAGCUGGUCUGCGACGUCUUCCCUCCUCGCUGACUCCCCGUCGCACUCUUCCGCCCUCCCGUCACCCCCCUCGCCAUGUCCCCGCGUGCACACAGUGGCGACGCGCCGUGGGCUCUCUGGCAGCUCAGCCACCCGCGGGAGUUGCCGCCACGCGGAGCAGCUGGUCGGCGCAGCCGCCACUUCCGCCUUCCAGCGCCUUCGACCCGCCCAGAAACCUCAAACACCCCGUUCCCUUACCUUUCCCCUCUACCUCGGCCCGCGCAGUCCCCCCGGGUACUACUUCCGCCCAGGCGCGGCAACGGGCCGUCUCCGGUGGCACAUCUACCUGCCCGGAGGCGCGUGGUGCGUCACCCCCGCCGACUGCGCCGCCAGAGCCGGCACGCGCCUGGGGUCAAGCAAGAGCUUCCCCGCCAACCCCCCGCCCCGCGCACUAUGCGGCGCAGCUGAGGCCGCCGUUCGAGGGCAUUCUGUCGGGCAGCGCGCAGCAGAACCCCGCGAUGUACCAGUGGAACCUCGUGCGCCUCAUCUACUGCGAUGGGGGCGGGUACGCCGGCACCAGGGUGCGCUCAACGUCUCUGCUGCUGCUGCUGUCCCUCCGAACGCAAGCGCCGCUGCCAACUCAACGAGCCCUUCCAAUUCCACCAAGUCAACCAAGUCAACCGUGCACGCGGUGUCUUCAACCUCAUACUGCCAUGGCACCAGCCACUCACCACUAGGUCCCCAUUUCCCGCUCUCCCUUUCGCCCCUCCUUGACCUCGUCCGGCCUCUCCCCUCCUCUCACCUAUAUCGUUUCGUCUCGCCUCGCUCGUCUCAGUGCUGCCUGCUCUCCAUCCCUUGGCACUCCAACCCCACCCUCCCUCUCUCUCCCCGCCUGUCCCCUUGCACUCUUUACCUCGUUCUCGCCGCCUUGCCUCUUCACAUCCUCUCCUUCUCGCCCGCCUCGCCGCCUUGCCUCUGCCCCUCCUGCCAUGCAGACCUCGUUCAGAAGCGUGACAUGCGCUCAGCCUCACAGAUUCUUCUUUCAGGCAGCUCAGCAGGAGGGCAGGCGACAGUGAACCUCUGUGAUUGGCUGGCGUCGUCCUUCCCAUCUGCCUCCACGCGCUGCCUCGUUGACUCGGGCUUCUUCCUUGGCAAGCCUCCAACUCUGAAGCUGAAGCGUUAUUGCUAA